AUGGAAUUGGGAAUUGAUGGAAAAAUUGAUUUGAAAAAUUUUGAAGGCUUGGAACAAAUUUAUAAUACGAGUUAUAGGAAUACAAUUGAUUUUCUAACAGAAGAUGCUAUAAUGAAUCAAGAAUUGGGAAAAGUAGAUAAGAAAGAAGCCAUUGCAAAGUUUUCACAUGAGGAAUUACAGAAAUAUUUCGUAUAUAACAACUUGUAUGAAAAAUUAGUAGAAAGUGCAGAUACUAGAUGUAAAUAUUGUUGGAUGCAUUUCAAUCAUUGCCUAUGUGGAAAGCUGAAGCCAUUUACAUUUAAUCCACAUUGGGAAAAGGUGGUAGAAUCUCAGACUGUUGACGUGAAAAAGAUUGAACUCAAUCUUCAUUUACAUUUUCUCAUUCACAAGAAGGAGUUCCACAAGUCGACAAAUAGUUGUAAAAUUCUCUUGCACAGUGACCAAGCUCAAACAACGAACAUGUACAUUGAACAACAUGAUAUGCAUGAACAUGCCAUUGAUAGUCUUGUUGAGAUGACCAAACAACCAUCGGCAAAUCAUUUUGCCUAUGUUCUGUAUCCGUCAGAUGAUUCCACAACAAUAGGUGAAACAUUACCAAAGGAAUUGGAUUCAUUCUAUUCCAAUCUUAACAGUGCAGUGAAGGAAAGACUUUCAGAUGUUAAUGAUUUCCAUUUUCACAUGUUUAUUAGUAAGUUUUAA
Messenger RNA from Naegleria gruberi, 699 nucleotides. RefSeq lists its product as uncharacterized. The coding region runs from base 1 to 699 and encodes 232 amino acids. The transcript has a single exon. The record is from RefSeq and is a predicted model, not a curated record. NCBI's taxonomy places the organism in Eukaryota, Heterolobosea, Eutetramitea, Acrasida, Naegleriidae.